Dibothriocephalus latus is the source of this 579-nucleotide messenger RNA. The record is from the annotation of a GenBank genome assembly. NCBI's taxonomy places the organism in Eukaryota, Metazoa, Platyhelminthes, Cestoda, Diphyllobothriidea, Diphyllobothriidae.
AUGGUGGGUCACAGGUUUACCAGACAUGAACGCAUGACGAAGUCAGUGGUGGGUAUGCUUACUAAAACAGCCUCUUUCCCAAGUCGCCAGAACCGCAGGAACGACAAAGUGGUGUCCGCAGCAGUUCCUACUACGAACUUUGGCGCCCACUCCAAACCUCCAGGUGCUAUCCCCGGUUCCGCAUACGGUCGCCCAACCGCCCUCAAGCCAUCCCUCGAACAGUCGGCUAAUUUACGACAAACAAUCACUCAUACAGGUUCCCCUGCCACUGGCGCCAAUGGCUUAACAGAAACAUCCUUUUCUCCUAACCUCAGUCAGGCCGUGUCCGGCGAUAACCCCUCUAGUCGUUCCGAUGAGGAUCCCUUCGCUGGCUUUGGUGACUAUCAACCCUCUGAGGGCAUGGCUGCCGGUGUCACUGGUAGUAGUGGUGGCCAGAAAGUUACGCCGUCACAAGGCAGACGGAUAAACAUUCUUGCAGUUAUGAACGCACCCGGCAACCAGCCAGCCGAACUAAUGAAUGCAUCCGUCUUCCCGGCCUUGGUCGUUCAGAUGCGCUGUGACCGAUACGUUGGUGGCUAA